GAAAGCUCAAGACGGUACAAUGUUUUCCUUGGUGGUUCUGGCACUGCUGUCCUGCACUGAGACACAAGGGCUCCAACAUGUGUUUGUGCUGCAUGGAAAAGACUUACACCUGGAUGUAGAGAAACCUGUUGAACUUGAUGAAACAACAGAUUUAUUCUGGAGAUUUAAUAACAAAAACAAUAUUGUUAAAAUCACUCCUGAAAGAAAGACAGUUCUCAUUAACAUCUAUAAAGGAAGGGUUGAGUUUGGACAAAAUUACUCUCUGUUAUUAAAGAAUGUACAACACAGUGACAGUGGAGAUUAUACUGCAGUCACAGUUGGGGGACAAGAGCAAAGGGUAGCUGAGUACAAGGUCACAGUCCAAGAUCCAGUGUCUCCAGUUAAUCUGACAGUGACCAACAGCUCAGACUCCUGUAACAUCACUGUGACCUGCAGCACAGUGGACUUAAAGAUCAGCAGAACUUUUAGAUGUGAUGCCCAAAACUGCUCUCAGGUGGAAGAAAAGAGUCUGAACACCACAAAAACCUUUUCCUCUCUGAUUGUUUACCUGCAGCAAGACACCAUCGUUUGUAACCAUAGCAACCAAGUGAGCUGGAAACACAGCAAGGUGACCAAACUGCAGUGUGAGCCAAAGCCAGCUUCAGAUGGUGUUUCCCUCUGCGUGGUGAGGACAGUCGUCUUCUGUGUCGGUCUGAUCAUCAUGGUGUUUGCUGUCAUCAGUGUGCACGUCAUGGAGAAGAUUAAGAAGAAAGAAUAAAGUUCCCUGCUAACCAACUGUACAUAAAGCUCGUUCUUAUCUAGAAAAAUAUGAAGUUAAAGAAAUUGUUUGUUUUUUUCUCACUUGCAGCACCUUUGGUUAAAAAUAGGUCCUUGUUGUUUGUUCUAUUAUAAAACAGAAAUUCUGCAUUUGAAAUGUAAC
Molecule: messenger RNA, 919 nt
Organism: Archocentrus centrarchus (flier cichlid)
Lineage: Eukaryota; Metazoa; Chordata; Actinopteri; Cichliformes; Cichlidae
Exons: 4
Coding region: 20-757 (245 amino acids)
Cellular component (GO): membrane
Source: RefSeq, a predicted model, not a curated record